CCUCGAAUGGUUGCACCGCCGGCGGCUCCAUUGCCGAAAAAGAAGAAGUAUGCGGAUAAAUGUAUUCACCCAAAGAUUUGCAAUCUCGAGCCAGACGCAGAAAACUACAUGGCAAUCCUGGCCGAAGCUUUGAAACGCCCGAGUAAAGCCAAGAAGCGUCUUCGAAUUUACAUUUCACACACUUUUAUCGAAGAGAGGCAACCGGAGCAGGAUACCGAUGAAGCUUCUCUUCCGAUGUGGGAACUUCGUGUCGAAGGACGACUUCUCGAUGAGCAUGAUUUAUGGAAUGAUAUUCAAACUCUUGAUCAAAAGUGUUAUGAUAUUAUCGAACAGAUCAACGAACUGAAGGCUCGCCGCGAUUUCUACGCAAGAUUCUACACCGAGCCCGCAGAAUUCAUCAAAAGCUGGGUGAUGAGCCAGAAUUCGGACCUGAAGACUAUGAACGAGCUGAGCGGGGAUCUUGAAGCCGAAAGAUUCGCUGGAUCCUACGUGAGACCUGAAACAGAGGAAGGAGUUCAAAGAUACAUGUUCCAAAAGGUGAACCAGAAGCGACAUGAAUUGGAGCAAAUCUUGGUGUUCGAUCAAAUUAAGGCUCCAUUGCCAAAAAAGAAGAAGUAUGUGGACUCAAAACAGGUAAAGAAAAAACAAAUUAUUGCUAAAGAAAACCAGUUAGUAAAACAAUGUAAAAUAUUAAACGAAUAA
Molecule: messenger RNA, 702 nt
Organism: Caenorhabditis elegans
Lineage: Eukaryota; Metazoa; Nematoda; Chromadorea; Rhabditida; Rhabditidae
Source: the annotation of a RefSeq genome assembly